AUGAACUCGCAUAAAUUUCUUCUGGCAGUGCUGCUGCUUUUGCUUCUCAAUUAUGCAUCCUAUGCUGCCACAUCAUGGGAAGAUGAUGGCUUCCUCAAAACUUGUUCAUCACAUCGAUGCCACAAACAUGGACCAGAGAUCCGGUUCCCCUUUCGGCUUCCAAGCCACCCUCCAUCAUGUGGCGCACCAGGGAUGCAAUUAUCAUGCUCUGGGCAUGACACCAUCCUUGAUCAUCCAGUUCUUGGCUCCUGCAAAGUGACAGCGAUAUAUUACAGGCAUCGUGUCAUGAAUAUCAUCCUGCCAGCGGACUCGUCAUCACACUGCCCACUUCAGAAGCUGGUCACACGAAAUCAAUCAACUGAUGUGUACGCACCUGUCACACGCACCUCGUUAGACUCAGUACUAGUAGGCUGCUCAAGAGAAGCAACAAAUCAAGAUGGUAUCAUCGGCCCAAGCUCUUGCCUAAGCCUCGUUAACAACGCAAGCAAGCUCUGGUACCUGGUUCGUCCUUAUACAGAUAUGUCUACUCUUCCCAUGGGCUGUGAGGUGGUUGCGAAGGACGUCCCAGUACCCUACACUUACGAUAAAAAUGGUCCAAAAUAUGAGAUGUUCUUCAGAAGGUCACUCUUCAACGAAAAGGCAAAUAGAGCAAUCAAUUUUGGUGAAACAACAUUCAGUUGGAACCUUAACCACAUCACCAACUCUUGUCAAAGGUGUGAAAAGGAAGGGAAACACUGUGGAUUCAGUUCAAACAGAGGACAAGCAUUCUGCCUGCAUCAUGGUAAACAUGUCAUCCUCAUUGCAGCUACAACAUCAGUAGCUGCAUUCAUUGUUCUGGUAGCCACUGCACUCUAUCUUUCACUGAAGAAAAGAUAUAAUGAAGCAAUACAUCUGAAAGUAGAAAUGUUUCUCAAAACAUAUGGCACAUCAAAACCCACAAGGUACACUUUCUCCGAAGUUAAGAAGAUAGCAAGACGGUUCAAGGAAAAAGUAGGCCAAGGUGGGUUUGGAAGUGUUUACAAAGGACAGCUACCAAAUGGUGUGCCGGUGGCGGUCAAGAUGCUAGAGAACUCUACAGGAGAGGGAGAAGAUUUCAUCAAUGAAGUAGCAACCAUUGGACAAAUCCAUCAUGCAAAUAUAGUACGCCUCCUGGGUUUUUGCUCUGAAGGAACAAGACGUGCGCUUAUUUAUGAAUUCAUGCCAAACGAGUCAUUGGGGAGAUAUAUAUUCUUGCACAAUCCUAAUUCUCAAGAGCUUCUAGUACCUGAAAAAAUGCUAGAUAUCGCUACAGGCAUUGCUAGAGGAAUGGAGUACCUACAUCAAGGAUGUAACCAACGCAUACUCCACUUUGACAUCAAGCCUCACAACAUUCUGCUGGACUACAGCUUCAAUCCAAAAAUUUCAGACUUUGGCCUUGCUAAGCUGUGUGCAAGGGACCAAAGCAUUGUUACCUUGACUGCAGCAAGAGGAACAAUGGGCUACAUCGCACCAGAGAUAUAUUCUCCAAAUUUUGGUGGGGUAUCAUACAAGUCAGAUGUUUACAGUUUCGGCAUGCUGGUGUUAGAGAUGGUGAGUGGAAGGAGGAAUUCAGACCCAGGUAUCGAGAACCAAAAUGGGGUGUAUCUACCAGAGUGGAUCUAUGAGAGAGUAGUCGCCGGGCAGGACCUGACACUUAGUAGGGAAAUAGCUGACCAGGACAAAGAAACAGUGAGGCAGUUGGCCAUUGUUGCACUCUGGUGCAUUCAAUGGAACCCCAAAAACCGGCCGUCGAUGACAAAGGUGGUUAACAUGUUGACAGGAAGGUUACAGAAUCUACCAAUACCACCUAAGCCAUAUGCCUAG
This is a messenger RNA of Miscanthus lutarioriparius, 1842 nucleotides long. The record is from the annotation of a GenBank genome assembly. Lineage: Eukaryota; Viridiplantae; Streptophyta; Magnoliopsida; Poales; Poaceae.